CGGUUGGCGGUCAUGGAAGCGCGCCCGCGCCUUUCUAACUCCAGCGCAAUUACGCCUCCGUCAUAAAUUAUCGAGACAUUUAAUAUUUGAAGUUAGAAAGCGUCAAGACCGUGUGGCAAACGACAGUCCCAACUGCCCGAUGCAGUCAUAUAUUGUCAAUGACCAAUCUAGCUGAGCGUCCAAGCAACCCAGAAUGAAGCGCCGACGUGAAGAGAACUGUUGCAACCGCUGAGUGAUGUGAUUGGAGCGUAUUACCAUGUCUACGCUAGAAUACCGAGACUCUCCGCACCGAUCACCGCAGGAGACGCUUUACGAGUACUGCUGGUGUCGUAAUGUCGCCAAAGAAGUGCACAGCUUGAAAAGCGCAUGCUGCGACGCGCUCGUUCGAGAUGCCUGUGUCCUGCUUCGCGUCCUGCCAUCCCUGCCAGUCACUUUCAUUCCCAAUCUUCUUGCGAGAGCCGUGGAAGAUGGACGGGAUAGGGCUGCGCAACUUUUGGUCUCUUUUUGGCCCGAUAGCUCGCUCGAUCUGCCGGCCGUUGUCGGUGGGACCUGUCCUAUAAUUCACCACCCAAAGCGCGUUGUGGCGACGACAGCUAUCGUGCGUGCUUUUGUAGAGCUUUCACUGAAAGGAGACAAAGAUGAUCUGUGCUCUCUGAACGUCACAGGUUUCCAGGUGGGUCCUGAGCUGUUGGAAUUUGUCGAGCGUAAGAUGGCUGUCUUCUCGAGGAAGGAGACUUGGACCAGUCCGCGCCGUCUAAUGUGCGACUUCUUCAUUGGUGAACCGCACUCGUUUGAUGUCUUCACCUCCCUUUUGCGGCACCGACUGAGCAAGAAGGUGCUGCUGUUUGAAAUUCGCAACCUGGAGGUCGAAGGCGUCGGUGAAACGAGGCUGCUGCAGCUCCUUGAAAUGCUCGACUCGGACGCGCUCACCGGGCUCAGCGUGGCGUACAACUCGCUUCAGAAUCAAGGGUUGCUGCGGAUAUCGGAACAGCUUCGGCGCUUCCGUGGGCUCAUCGCACUCGAUCUAUCGUCCAAUGGCGUACGCCGAGGAGACGUAAGGCACUACGACUACCUUUCGGACACCGUUCGUGUUAUGCCUCAGCUCCGGCGACUCAACAUCAAAAGCUGUCGCAUCGGUGGCUACUUGAACACGCUUCUGGCUCGCUGCUCGCGAGAGAUCACUCACUUGGACCUGAGCGCUUGCGGCCUGCGACAACAGGACCUCAGGGUUAUUGGCCACUUUCACAAUCUUACGAGUCUGUUGCUGUCGGACAACAACUUCUUCAACAUGGUUGCAGAACUGAUUAGCGUGCUGCUUGUGUUAGAACGCCUGCAAGUUAUGCAUCUGUCCAACUGCGAACUUCGAGCGGACGGCUUUAGUGUUCUAUGGGAGUCACUGAGGGUUUCAGGCAGCCAUUUGCGCUCGCUCGACCUUACAUGGAACAAACUCUCAGAGGACAACCUUGCAGUAAUUGUAGGUGACGUUGAAGCUGGUUGGCUGCCUCAUUUAGUUCAUUUGUUGCUUCCUAUUCCAAGCAAUCCUAGCCCUGCCUACUUUGAGCUUAUCAAGCGCUUGGAAGCAGUGAACCCACACCUUAAGGUGCAACCUGACCUAGUCUGAGAUAUCUUGCUCAUAUAUGUAGUAGUGUGUAGCAUUUUGCAAGAGCAAAUGGACAACACAUUUGCUACUUUCUAAGCACUAGUGUGCUGAUGUGAUAGUAGUGAUCAUCACCGAAACCUGAGGCUUGCAGUUACAUUUCGAAUCCAAUCUUUCUGGAUUGCCUGAAACAAGACAUACUGGUCCUCACCACUAAAUGGCAAUCCACCCUUGAAAGCUCUAUGCACUAUGAAGAUUAGUUUAUCUGUUCUUUCCAUGUUGCAUUAAUGCCUCUGUUGUUGCAUUUUCUCUGGCUGCAAAAGUUCAUUGCUGGCUAAGCUUACAAGCAGGGUGAUUUAAAAUACUGCUUCCACCAUAUUCAUAGUGCAUUGCUGAGCAGCAAUCUUUCUAGUUUGGUGUUUACCAAGAGAAGAAGUUAUUUUUCCUGUUUUUCAAGCACUAGUAAAUCAACUUGUUUUAUUAUGGAAACUAAACUCCAAAAAUAAAUUAUACUUAAAGAAAUUAUAUAAAUAUUGAAGUAAUUUUUUAUAUUUGCUGCAUAUUCAAGGCAUAUAACUUUUCUGAACAUUCUAUUACGUGCUAUUACGCAAAUUUGAAUGGUACAGGUUCAUUAUGUUCCUGCUGGUGGUCACAGUGUGGGAUUUAGCCAUAAAGUGCAUAACUCACUAAAAUCUGCUAGCCCUUUCAUUUUUGCAUUUAGAGUGUCCACUUAUUUUAGAAAUUUGAACAUUUUGUAUACUAGCAAAUACAUUUUGUUGGAUUUUCCUACAAAGCACAUCUUUCAAAAUAAUCACCCUCAAAUUCACAUUACUCUUCAUUCUUUCUGCAGCUGGAACAGUGCAAAGCUUGCCCCACAUUCUUUGUGUAUUGCACACCACUUUAUGAUACAGCUGAUUACAGUACCUGUGUGUUCAGCAAAAACAAUUUGAAAGCAUGGGAAUUGAAGCUUGGAGGCAUUGAUACCAAGGAAGAACAAGGCUUUUUUUUAUGUUACCUUCAUGCAGAUUCAUUGGCCUGUGUUGGAAGGAGAUGGUAGAAAGUUCUUGUUGGUAUUUUUAUUGUCGAUACACUGGCUUUUUCAUACUUCUUAAAUUAAAAGUUUAUGUUGCAUGUAGCAUUUAUAUAUCAUAUCGGAUAUGUAAUGCAUGCUUACAGUAAACAGGAAAACUAUUUUGAAACAAUAUAGUUGAGUAACGUACAAAAAGAUUUAAACUUGAAGUAAGAGACAUCCUCCAAUACACUGCAGUAUUGUUAAUAUUACUAGUGUCACAUUUCCAUUUCAGUACAUUUGCAAAGAGGAGAAAACGUUCUACAAGAAAGUAUUCUAAGCAAUGGUUUUGUGUACAACAAAUAAAGAUUGAGAUUAAUACAAUCAGGCUAUGCAAAUUCUAACAGAUUAAAAUAAAUUAGAAAAUGGCCUCAUUUGGGAAGGCACCACAAAGAGUCUAGAGGUGGCUACUACUUGUCACAUUUUGCAGAUUGGUACUUUUUAUGUUCUGUAAGGAGUGUUAAGGACUCAGCGGUUUUGUCUCGCUUUCCGCGGAUUUUUUUUUUUUUUUCACCAUGAAUGCAUUAUGUAUGAUUGUAACACAAGCAUUUACAAUGUUCAACAUGCUAUAUGUCGCAGGGAAUGUAAACACUUGACAGGACAAAAGCAAACACUGUGGAACGCCAUCGGUAUUGUUUGAAAAUGCUUUCGCUAUGCAGAGAGUAGUCAUAACCCACUGACCCUUAGCAAAAAUGCUUUUUUAAUGCGCGGCAUUGUUUUGCUAGUGGGACCAAAAGUUCAGUCUUUUCGUCCGUCCAUCUGUGGAAGAAACAAUCUAAUAGACUGAUCCCAGAUAUAGUGCAACACAGGGCAAACUCGCGGUGUAGGUAAAGCAGACUUCCCACCUGAAGUGAGUAUGAGCAAAUCCCAGAGAUAUUGAUUCCCCCUUAAUUACUCGGAUAUUACUUUCUCGUCAGUGUGUUCAUCGUGCUGUGGUCAUCAAACAAACAUCCUGCUUUAUUCUCUGCCAUUAGAAUCGGUUGUCAAGAACAACUCAAGUGGCUUCUGGAGGACAAGAGCUUUGCCGCUGUGCACUCCUAAAAUUUUUUCUUUGACUUCUUAAUUUAGUUUAACACAGCUAUUGACACGACGUAGCACGCUCUAUGCCUGUUAGUUUUAAAUGUGAAGCAUUUCUUAGCGAACCUUUGACACUUUGAGCGUUUCUAUCUACGUAUCUAUCUAUCUAUCUAGCCGCCUGCGUCUGGGUGCUCUCAUGAUCGCCUCCUUAACUUGGUGUAGACCAAAAUUGGCAUAAGAGGGUAAGAGGAUUUGACGAAUAUGACUGUCAGGUCAUGGUAUGAAUAACGUGAAAAUCCUGUCGCGUACGUCGUCAAACCCUUUCCUCCAGACACAUGUGGCACAUACCUGUUUACCACGGGCCGCGGUGCACGGGUAUGCGCCAGAGGUGAUUGACAUUUCAUAUCUACCCAGGGGCGAUGAGAACAGACUUUGGUAAUUUAAAUGCGAAAGCGUUAAGAAAAACCGACGUUGGCAGCGUUGACCUGACAAAUGGAAAAAAUAAAAAUUACGAUCCCAACAGGAAUCGAACUCAAGCAUUCCGUGUGGCAAUCAGGUAUUUUACUACAGAGCCACGGCAGGUCUGUGGUUUGGAAAAACAGCCUAUGCAUGCAUAAUGUAGGUGCAACGUCAAUUGUGGUUGUGGUGUUGGCUAUCUAAUUUUACUAGAAAGCAAUGAACACUACACAUGUACUGCUAUGAUACAGGCGUCAUAUCAGAUUAACGUCUGUGGUUCCAGUGUUGG
This is a messenger RNA of Rhipicephalus sanguineus (brown dog tick), 4428 nucleotides long. RefSeq lists its product as uncharacterized. Lineage: Eukaryota; Metazoa; Arthropoda; Arachnida; Ixodida; Ixodidae. The transcript has a single exon. Bases 257 to 1621 code for a protein of 454 amino acids. Gene Ontology annotation, molecular function: protein binding. The record is from RefSeq and is a predicted model, not a curated record. Gene Ontology annotation, cellular component: cytoplasm.